AAGGAUUAACAAAAAAAGUUCGAUGAACACAUUCUGUUUCCGUUUCAGAAAUGGUAACCAUCAAAGGUUAACAGGAAAACGUAACGUUAGACGAUCGAAAGCAACGAAUAGUCGAGCUUUAGCACCUUCCCCGAAAGAAAUUAACCUAAAAAUGCCGAAUGUUGGCAGCCCUUCCGUGGUGGCACAGACUACCUGGUGGUGUUCCAGGGACAAAUCUCUGGCGUUCGAUGGCCCUACGGAAAAAGUGUUUGUUUACGGUGGUCUCGCUACCGUAAAUUGUGGCACGUAUAAUGUCCAAAACGACCGAAAAUGACUUGUACGGUACAAAUUUUUCGACGGAGUCGAUGAAAGUGAUCGCCGAAAGCAUAGGUAUCGCCAGUUUGCCGGAUGAGGCGGCCAAAGAAUUGGCGGACGAUAUAUCGUUUAGGUUAAAACACAUUAUACAAGAUGCUGCAAAGUUCAUGCAUCAUGCCAAACGGGUGAAACUUAUGCAACACGAUGUAGAUUCCGCGUUAAAAGUCCGAAAUGUUGAGCCCCAAUAUGGUUUUCAAGCCACUGAAUCGUUACCGUUUAGGUUUGCCACUGGUGGCGGCAGAGAGUUACAUUUUAUUGAAGAGAAAGAAGUAGAUUUGAAUGAUUUACUACAAAAUAUAAACCCGAAGGCUCCUGUUGAUGUGACUUUACGGUCACAUUGGUUAGUUAUAGAUGGAGUGCAGCCCACAAUACCAGAAAACCCACCUCCGGUUGCAAAAAGUGUUCAAAAAUUGGAAUCUGUGGAUCCUAUAAAUAAAAAACCAGUUAGUGAAACAUCAGGAAAACCAACAACAGGAAAACAGAAACUGAAAAACGUCGAAACGGUACAAAUUAAACAACUGGCCACCCAUGAAUUAUCAGUGGAACAACAACUUUAUUACAAAGAAAUUACAGAAGCUUGUGUCGGAUCAGAUGAAACAAAACGAACGGAAGCAUUGCAGAGUCUUUCAUGUGAUCCAGGUUUGCAUGAAAUGCUGCCAAGAAUGUGCACGUUCAUAAUCGAAGGUGUGAGAGUAAAUGUGGUACAAAAUAAUUUGGCCUUAUUAAUUUAUUUAAUGAGAAUGGUGAAAGCACUGUUAGAUAAUCAAUCCUUAUAUCUAGAAAAAUAUUUGCAUGAGUUGAUACCUGCUGUCACAACUUGCAUUGUAUCAAAACAGUUGUGCAUGAGGCCUGAGUUGGACAAUCACUGGGCUCUAAGGGAUUUCGCCUCCAGAUUAAUGGCGCAAAUCUGUAAAAACUUUAACACAAGCACCAAUAACAUCCAAACCAGGGUGACAAGGAUGUUUACUAAUGCUUUGUUACAAGGAGACAAAGUCCCCAUCACAUCUCUGUAUGGAGCUUUGCAAGGGCUGGCAGAAUUGGGACCUGAAGUUAUUAGAAUUUUUAUUAUACCACAAAUUAAAUAUAUUGGAUCAAAAAUCGAAACCCACUUGGAAUCCUCGAAUCUACAGUCGAACAUCGAAAGGGUGGCUUCAGGGCUGAUAAAACAAAUGUUGGUCAAAGCACUGGGGCCUGUAUUAAAAAACCUGCGGAGUACACCGGACAAUAUCGAAGAAUAUAAACAAGAUUAUGGAUAUUUAGGGCCGGCGUUACAUAACGCCGUCGUUAAGGCCCGAACUCAACCCCAACCACCACCGGUUUCAACAUCAUCUAGCAAUAUAGCUUCAGUUGGAGCCGCAAUUUCAAGAGCAAUGACCCCAAACACAAUUGUACAGGGACAACCAAACCGGGCUGUGAUGGUGGGCCAAUCCAGAGUGGGCCAACAAACCGGCAAUCAGAAAUUCGUGUUCGUCACACAACAAAAGCAAACGCUGUCGUCGACGGCGAAUCAGACUCCUCAACCGUCAACGCCGCAGCAAAACACGGUGGUCAAGUUCGUGUCGACGCCGAACGUACAACAGCACCAGAAAGUCAUUCCGACGCAGCAGAAACUGGUCGUCGUUUCGAAUCAGAGCGUCACGCACGGGAAUUUCGUGACGCAGGGGCACACGGUCUUGAGUCAGGGACAAUCGGUCGUGCAAAAGUCCGCGUUCACGAUACAACAGAAUAAAAUUGAGCAAAACACGUCUCUGGAUGAUUUGGGGCAUUUGGGAUAAUGGGGUUUUAAAUUUUCGUAUUUACUUGCUUGUUACUCAUUUUCUAUUUGUUAUUGUUUGUAUUCAAAUUGAAAGUAACGUAAAGUAAUAUUAUUAGAUUAAGUUCGAGCAAAUUAAUUUCAAUGUUAACUAUUAAGUGCCACAUUAAUUAUUAUUUUAUUCUUCAUAAAAUAUUAUGUACCAUAUUAUUAAAUUCUCAAUUUUACAGAAAAGAUUUUGUACAAUAUUAUACUGUCUGUAAUGAACAUUCUUUUUUAAAUUUUCACAAUCAAUUUAUUUUAUAU
Aethina tumida (small hive beetle) is the source of this 2413-nucleotide messenger RNA. Its product is annotated as transcription initiation factor TFIID subunit 6-like. Gene Ontology annotation, biological process: RNA polymerase II preinitiation complex assembly; transcription initiation at RNA polymerase II promoter. The coding region runs from base 291 to 2129 and encodes 612 amino acids. The transcript has 8 exons. Gene Ontology annotation, cellular component: SAGA complex; transcription factor TFIID complex; SLIK (SAGA-like) complex. NCBI's taxonomy places the organism in Eukaryota, Metazoa, Arthropoda, Insecta, Coleoptera, Nitidulidae. Gene Ontology annotation, molecular function: transcription coactivator activity; protein heterodimerization activity; RNA polymerase II general transcription initiation factor activity. The record is from RefSeq and is a predicted model, not a curated record.